Rubroshorea leprosula is the source of this 1355-nucleotide messenger RNA. Lineage: Eukaryota; Viridiplantae; Streptophyta; Magnoliopsida; Malvales; Dipterocarpaceae. The record is from the annotation of a GenBank genome assembly.
UGAGGAGUCUUUUUAAACCCAAAAAUAUUUAAAUAAAAUAGCCUCAUUUUGUAUUGCGAUUGCUCGAGAAAUCCCUAUACAAAAGCUAUUGUUUUGUUGCUUUCCAAAGGAUGGUUCAGUGGUUGAUUUUGUUAGUGCAAAGGCUAGAUCAACAAGGCGCUUCAUUGUAUUCUAUGGUCCAGGAUCAUAGAGCACAGAAGCCAUCUAGGCGGCUUUUCGUCAAGGCUUUGAGAGAAGAGACGGAUGGAGGUAGGAGCAGCUCACCAGGCCGGAGUUGGGGGCCUGGAUUGGAAAUUGAGGUCCCAUUUGAACAAAGACCGGUGAAUGAGUACUCAUCUCUGAAAAAUGGAGUUCUGUACUCAUGGGGCGAACUGGAACCAGGGCCCUUUUUCCUUCGCGUGGGAGGGUUAUGGUUAGUAACUUUCACUAUUCUUGGAGUUCAAAUAGCUGCUGCAAGCUUUGAUCCUACAAGAGAACCUUUAAGAUUUGUACUAGCUGCUGGAACAGGAACUCUCUUCCUCGUAUCAUUGAUCCUUUUAAGAAUUUAUCUAACAUGGGUCUUUGAGUGUUUUCUUGAUAGAGACAUGGUAGCCAAACCUAAGUUCAAGCUUGGACCAUACUCAGGACUCAGGAGUGGUUGGAGUUAUGUUGGUGACAGACUUCUAUCAGCUGUGGUACCAUAUGAAGAAAGUGGAUGGUAUGAUGGUCAGAUGUGGGUAAAGCCACCUGAGGUCCUGGCUCGUGAUAGACUGUUGGGCUCAUAUGAGGUUAAACCAGUCAUCAUGUUGCUGAAACAGACACUAGUUGGAACAGGGGCCUUGCUUAUAACAGGAGUAUUGCUAUUUAUCUGCGCCACACCAGUGGAGACUUUCUUCAGAAAUACCUAUGCCACAGAAGGGAACUCAACAAAUGUCCAGGCUUUAAAAACAAACACAAAGUUCAACAUAAGAAAAGAAGAGUUGCUUCAACUGCCAGUGGAGGUUAAGCAAGAUGAUGAUCUAGCAGAAGCUGCUGAUGGAAGACCAGUCUACUGUAGGGAUAGAGUUUACCGUGCAUUAGCAGGAAGGCAAUACUGCAAAUGGGAAGAUCUACUCAAAUGAUUAGAUUGUAGAGUUGGUUCAAGGUGGGGAAUGGAGGCAUCAAUUAUUUUGAAUUGAAUCAUUUUCGUCCAUUCCUAGCUUAAGAAAGUGGAAAAUAUCUAACAUAAUGGGUUCAUGUCUAUCCAACCCACAUGGUCUUACAAAUUCUCGAGACUAGUAUUAAUCAAUCAAAGCAAGUACCGAUAAUAUUUUCUGGAAGUGCUAGUUGCACACUUCCAUAUCUUGAUAAAAGAAAAAUGAAGCAUAAGGUGAGAG